Messenger RNA from Suillus plorans, 367 nucleotides. RefSeq lists its product as uncharacterized. The coding region runs from base 82 to 342 and encodes 86 amino acids. The record is from RefSeq and is a predicted model, not a curated record. NCBI's taxonomy places the organism in Eukaryota, Fungi, Basidiomycota, Agaricomycetes, Boletales, Suillaceae. The transcript is spliced from 2 exons.
UGGGUCUUCAUAUAUACUAGCUAUUACUGUUGAAUAUGAGACUUCUGCAUCGUCGCCUGACUAUGUAGAUCUCAUGUUCACAUGUACAAGCUGCUAGUGUCCUUUCUCCUGCUGGAAGUGCAACUGUGUAACAGCUUCAGUGCAUUGUGCUCUGCUCUGCAUGACAGUGAGUACUCAUCUUUCAUCACAAUUACUUUGAUCCUUCAAGUUGGCAAUAUCAACUUGACGAGCUUCGUUUCAUACCCGUCCACCGAGAUCGUCAGUUCCGGGCCAACGGAUCCUAAUGUACUGGCGAGCAUGUCGUCAUGCAUUUCCGAGACAAUCAACGACUAUUCCCAUUGAGCCCGGGAUCUAUGUAGCUCGAGAU